ACUAGCAGUCCAUCUCUAAUAUUGAACAAACAAAGUUUUUUAGUUUUUCAUUAAACCGUGUUUUUUCCCAAAUUUUAACUCAAUUUUUUAAAAAAAAUGUCGCAAGAGGUUGAGGAGACACUCAAGAGAAUCCAGAGCCACAAAGGUGUUGUGGGUACAAUUGUGGUCAACAAUGAAGGUAUUCCGGUCAAAUCCACGCUGGACAAUACGACGACCGUUCAGUAUGCUGGCCUAAUGAGUCAGCUGGCGGACAAGGCCAGAAGUGUGGUCCGGGACUUGGAUCCUUCGAACGAUAUGACAUUCCUGCGGGUGCGAUCCAAAAAGCACGAGAUCAUGGUGGCUCCCGACAAGGACUUUAUCCUGAUCGUCAUCCAGAACCCUACCGACUAAAAGGCCUGGCGCUUUGGGAUUAUAAAGCUGAAACUAUCUACUGCAUAUUUAUACAUAUAUAUUGAAAUUGCGAGCGAAAGAGAGUUAAAUAAUAAUAUAAAGAAAAUGUA
Messenger RNA from Drosophila elegans, 500 nucleotides. It is a transcript of the gene robl, whose product is annotated as dynein light chain roadblock-type 2. The transcript has 3 exons. Bases 97 to 390 code for a protein of 97 amino acids. Gene Ontology annotation, cellular component: cytoplasmic dynein complex; cytoplasm; centrosome. Gene Ontology annotation, molecular function: dynein intermediate chain binding. Lineage: Eukaryota; Metazoa; Arthropoda; Insecta; Diptera; Drosophilidae. The record is from RefSeq and is a predicted model, not a curated record. Gene Ontology annotation, biological process: microtubule-based movement.